AUGACCGAUGACGAUGCAAGCAGCGAGCCAAUCCCAACCCGCCUCGGCCGCCCUCCAUCGCCCACCUCUACCAGUUCAGCCAUCACCGUAGGUACAUCUCAAGAGGCUCUCCGUAUCAGACAUCUGGAGCAAGGCGAAUAUGUUCAGGAUGAGGACAGCUACGACGAUACGCGGAGUCUCACCGAGAGCAUUCGCCAGCACAUCAUCGACGGAGGCCUACGGUACCAUGCGUAUCAUGCCGGGCAAUACGCCUUCCCCAACGACGAGACAGAACAGUACCGUGACGACCUGAAGCAUCAUUUGACCAUUCACCUUUGCGAGGGUGUAUACUUUUAUGCUCCCGUUCAUGAGCGGCUGCAACAGCCUGGUGCCGAAGUCCUCGAUUUAGGUACUGGAACAGGGAAAUGGCCUAUUGAAAUGGCCGACAUGUAUCCCAAGACAACAUUUCAUGGCAUGGAUUUAUCACCCAUCCAGCCCGAUUGGGUCCCAGAGAACGUGUUGUUCGUUGUCGACGAUAUCGAACAUGAAGCGGGGUGGACGUAUCCCGAAAACUCUUUUGAUUUUAUCCACAUCCGCCACACCUGCCACUCCAUAAAGAAUCGGGCUGAGCUGUGGAGUCGGAUUUACAAGCACUUGAAGCCCGGUGGCUUUGUCGAGAUCCAGGAAUUCCACUAUGUUGCUGCCUGUGACGACGAUUCAUGCAACCAGCCAUAUGCCUGGCGUGAUUUCUUACGAUACCUGGGGGACGGCCUUGCCGCCCUCGGCUCGAAUCUCCACGGGAUCCUCAACGUUAAAGACGAGCUCGCUGCUGCUGGUUUCCAGGGCAUCCACCAGAUAGACCUCAAGUGCCCGAAUGGCCCGUGGCCAAAGCUGAGGCGUCUCCAGGAGUGCGGCCACAUUCUACGAGAUGUCAUCAUGUGGGGGCUUGUUGGGCUAGCCAGGCGGCCACUUCAUCACGGAUUGGGAUGGACCACGAUCCAGAUCGAAAUGUUCCUCGUUGAGGUCCGCAAGUCUAUCAUUGCAGAGCACAAUGGUAUACCCAAGUUCCACUCAUACUUUCCUUUUCACACCAUAUACGGCCACAAGCCCUUGGAUGCUGCUUGA
Molecule: messenger RNA, 1104 nt
Organism: Trichoderma citrinoviride
Lineage: Eukaryota; Fungi; Ascomycota; Sordariomycetes; Hypocreales; Hypocreaceae
Product: methyltransferase
Exons: 4
Coding region: 1-1104 (367 amino acids)
Molecular function (GO): methyltransferase activity
Source: RefSeq, a predicted model, not a curated record